Lottia gigantea (owl limpet) is the source of this 399-nucleotide messenger RNA. RefSeq lists its product as hypothetical. Lineage: Eukaryota; Metazoa; Mollusca; Gastropoda; Lottiidae. The annotation marks the transcript as partial. The record is from RefSeq and is a predicted model, not a curated record. The transcript is spliced from 3 exons.
UCAGCAAGUGAAUUAGCUAAAUGGGCAGAAUCCUUUGAUUAUCUGCUUUCUGAUAAAAUUGGAAUAGAUUUAUUUAAAGAUUUCCUGCAUUCAGAAUUUAGUGAAGAAAAUUUAGAAUUUUGGUUGGCAUGUGAACAGUAUAAAACUAGUAAAUCCAGUAAAUUGGCCAGUACGGCACAGAAAAUAUACUCUGACUUCGUAGCUGCUCAAGCUCCAAAAGAGAUAAAUCUUGAUUCAAAAACAAGAGCAACAACAAUCAGUAAUUUAACAUGUCCUACCAGACAUUGUUUUCAAGAUGCUCAAAAACGUGUUCAAGCUCUGAUGGAAAAAGACUCUUACCCUCGAUUUAUAGAAUCAGACAUUUAUCAGCGUGCUGUGCUUCGUGCUCAGAGCAUGUAA